Branchiostoma belcheri (Belcher's lancelet) is the source of this 2074-nucleotide messenger RNA. Its product is annotated as ankyrin repeat and SOCS box protein 10-like. The record is from RefSeq and is a predicted model, not a curated record. Gene Ontology annotation, biological process: neuronal action potential; intracellular signal transduction; negative regulation of delayed rectifier potassium channel activity. Bases 100 to 1377 code for a protein of 425 amino acids. Gene Ontology annotation, molecular function: transmembrane transporter binding. NCBI's taxonomy places the organism in Eukaryota, Metazoa, Chordata, Leptocardii, Amphioxiformes, Branchiostomatidae. The transcript is spliced from 4 exons. Gene Ontology annotation, cellular component: synapse; axon initial segment; ciliary inversin compartment.
UGUAUCGUAAGUCCCCAAAACGAGUAACUUAAUUAGAUCGGCCCUUUUACAAAAGAAAAAUAGCCGGAAGAAAAAAUACACACACACAGCGAUCCCAAGAUGGCCGAUUGGCAGUGGUACUCUAGAGAAGCCCAGCAUUUCAAAAGAGAAGUGACGGAUCCCUUCUUCGACGCGCUGAACGAAGGCGCCGAGAAGAAAGUUGUCAACUAUCUUGAGAAACACAGACGGCCGGUCAACAAGCUGUGGGAAUGGGACGGCGAGGAAUGUUGGGAAUACGACAUACAGGGAAUCUGGUCUAUGACGUUCGUGAAGGAGUACACCACGCCUCUGUACAUCACCGCCAGUAAAGGGUACAUAGAGUGCAUGCGCCACCUCCUGGACAGACGGGCGGACGUCAACUACUCUCCCAACGGCUGGUCGCCCCUCCACGCCGCGGUAGAUGGGGGACAUGUGGACGCCGUACAGUUGCUGAUCAAUCAUGGGGCAGACGUGGACUUGGAGACAGAAGACACUGGGAAGACGGCGUUACACAUGUGCUGUGGAAAAGACUAUUUAAAGAUCGCCAAGCUGCUGCUACGGAGAGGGACCAACAUCAACGCCAAAACCUAUGACGUCGAAGAGACACCCCUACACGUUGCCGCCCAGAACGGUCUCUUCGACUUGGUCGAUCUUCUGUUGGAGAAAGGUGCCGAUCCCAACGCGACCAACAACGAAGGCGACACGCCCCUGGCCCUGGCCUGCACCUGCACCGAGGGAGACAGCUACUACCACAGCACCGUGGAGAAACUUAUCCAGUGGGGCGCGGAUGUCAACCUGAAGGACAAGGAAAAGAAGUUGCCUCUUCACAAUGCUGCUCGCAAGGGGGACCACAGGCUGGUGGAACUACUUGUUCUGAAAGGCUCGGAGAUCAACGCGAGGGAUUACUUCCUGAAGACUCCGCUGUUCGAUGCGGUGGCGGCGUCUGAAAUAGCGGGCAUGGGCGCUGAGGGAGUGGUGAAGGGGAAGCCGGAGAAAUGUGUCCAAAUUUUGCUGAACAACGGCGCUUGGCGGAUUUUCCCCGAAAUCUUUCACCGCGUCCUUGUCAUGUGUGCUUCAUACCCGCCCACCGUGGAAGUACUCAUCAACGCGUACCCUCAGGUUAAAGUACCGAGCUUGUGGAUGGAAUCGAUACCUAAAGAGGCUUUAGCCAAAUUUCGGGACUUCUAUGAGGCAUUUGAAAUACUGGGUCGUAGUCCUGGCUCUCUGCAACAUCUCGCGAGAUCUUGUUUGCGAGAUUUUCUAGGACGAAGGUGUCACAGUGUGAUAUCCCAACUUAUGAUCGCCCCACGUCUGAAAAGAUACCUUCUUUUGGAACCUGGGGAGGCAGGACUGCAUUAACCGUUGUCAAAUAAAAAACUAUAUGCAUCGAUGUUAUAGGAUAUUUUCUGUCUUACAAAAUGCUACAAGAGUUGCCUUGAACACUAGUCGUCCAUAAACCAUGCAGGUAGAAAAAAAACAACACUUUUUCUACCUCCAUGAUAAAACUGAGCAGCAGGGUAACAGCUUUAGGCUGGGUCACAUUCAUCGUUUGUCGUCGCACGAUUUUUGAUAGAUAGAAUUUUCAAGCUGGCUGUGACAGAACCAACGGCCGACAAGGAGCUAUUACAGUCUUUUCCGUAACAAGACAGCUAAAUUUUGCAGGACACAUCCACCGCUAUCCCAAAAACGUGACCGGGCCAUUACGGCAGAAUCUGAUGCAUCUCAGCCACGAUUGUCAUACAGCAAAACCCAAAGGCAAUGUGAUGUGCGAUGAUUCGUGUAGAAUUUUUGAAAAGGUUGACAAGUCUUCUCAUGCUUACCUUGUAACUCACCGGGUAGUGCCUAAAUUAUAAAAGGUUAGUGUGAAGACUGGCAGUGUUUAAUGAUGUUCUAUUGUGUGUUGGGUGUACAUAUGAUAAUUGGUUCUGUAGAUGAUUUUUGGCGUGUAAAUAAACGUACAUGGUAAAUUACGAUGCACUUGUAUUUCUUUACAAAAUACUUCCAACGGAUAAACAACCUCAUUCAUCAUGCACCAGUCAAGAGUAAGCAUGACAAA